AUCUGGAGCGUGCUGGUGGAUGGUGUCUGCCCCGGUCGCGUAGCGACGCGGCAGCUUGUGUCAGAUCGGUGUUGUCAGAGCGGUGAGCGGGACGAUCGGGGAAGCGGCGUCUCUCGCUCUCUCUCUUCCUGGUUCUACAAUGCGUCUCCGGUGAGGAUGGGUGUCCCGUGGAGUGCUGGACUUGAGCCUAGCGACCGCACAAUGCGACUGCUCGUCCUGCUUACAGCUCUGGCGCUGCUGUUCAACUCGGCAGCUGGAAACUGUUCCAAAGCACUUGACUGUGCAAUAAAACGAAGAGAAUCUUGCACACCUGGAUUGAAGGGUUGUGGGUCGUGUCUCCCUGAAUUUAUUGAAGACGAAAAAGGAAAUUGUGUACAGAAGCACUCUGUACAGCAAGGAAAACACCAUGGAGCCCCAGAUAUUGAUGGCGAUAUUGAUUACAUAGCAUCGAUCCUAGCCAAAAAAGUUGAUAGUUCACAUACGCUACGGCUAGAUGCAGUAGAUGACAGGAUGCAGGCUGUUAAACUACAAGAUGAAUCAAGAGCAGUUCGUGCAGAUAUACCAUCCAAUAAAGAUGAGUCCAUUUUGACCACACACACACCGCAAAAAAAACCUACUAAAGUGUCAGCAGUGAAGAGUGACCCAAAGAAAGCCCCUGUUCCUGUCGCUGAUGCCGUCCUGCUCACUCUAAUCAUCACAUGCACAGUGGCAGGUAUUUCAGGAUUAAUAGUUGCUGGUAUCUACUGGUACAGGCUACAGAAAGAGGUGAAGUUAACUCAGAAAGUAGAUUAUGUAGGCUACGGCAAAACUGGACCCAAUGCCCAAACUGAGAAAUCCCUGAACGGGGACAAUAAACUGGCACAGAGUGCACAGAUGUACCAUUACCAACACCAGAAGCAGCAAAUGUUAUCAAUGGAAAAAAAUAAAGAUGAAUCCAAAGUAGCAGAUUCAGCUACAGAAUCCGAAGGAGAAAAUGAAGAUGGUGAUUUCACCGUAUAUGAGUGCCCAGGACUAGCUCCAACAGGAGAGAUGGAGGUCAAGAAUCCACUUUUUGAUGAUUCCUCUCUACAUCAUCCACCAACCAGUAGCUAGAUCUUCUGCUAUUUCUCUGGACUGUACACUUCAAGAAGGGAGAAUUAACUACAUCACAAGAGAUCGUUCAACUGUGCACCAAAGGACUGUUUGCAUCUCCAUUGAUCUCACUCCUGUUUCUGACUGCUGGGGGGAUUUCGGCCCAAUCCUAACCCCCCCAUCCAGGUGGUAUAGUAAAUUCUGUAUUGGUUGCUGUCUCCUUAACUAAGUCCUGUGCUGAUGCCUCAAAAACACACACACACACACACACAUAUGCUGGCUUUAUACUUGAGCUGAUUUGCUAGGCAGUUUAUGAGAGAUUCUUUGAUCCCUGGAAUCUUCUUGCUUCUGCAAGGCAUAUUAUGUUUGAUGGACUGGAGAAUGAUGGAAGGAACCAUAUCAAGGAAAAGUUCCUUGACCAUUAUUCCUGCUCAAUGCCUUCAAUGCAGUAAGUUCUGUAUGGAACGCUUCUGCAACAGACAAACUGGCACAUAGUUGCCAAUAUAGCCAAUUUAGCAGUGCAGCCCAGUCCAGGUGAAGGGUCUCAACCUGAAAUGUCAUCUGAUUAUUUCCCUUCACAGAUGCUGUCUGACUUGCUGGGUUCCUCUGGAGUCUUGUUUGUUGCAGACGGUUUAGCAGCAUUUUUCCUCAUUCUCCUAUUUGGGGAGCACUGAGAUGACAUUCUCAAUUUGAUCAGAAAGUAAUGAGUGAAAGUGCAGGAAAGGUACAACUGGGUUGAUGUGGGGUUUAUUGUGCCUCAUUUUUGUAAUGUUUAGGUGGUUGUAAAAGCAUCUCACAGGAUUAUCAAAGGGGACAAAUAGAUAUUUAAUUAUUUUAAAUUGCAAUCUGACAGAACUGUUCGCUGAAGUAACAGUCUAUAUGUUCAGAUGCUAUUAACUGUCUAUUGCAGUAACCUGUCAAUAAAUUUCUAUUCCAUCAGAAUAUGGUGUGUUAUCAGCCAUCCCUAAUUUUGAGUAAAGUCUUUGAAUGAGGCAGUUAUCAACACCCACACAGAUGAACAAUAAUUUCUAUUGAGGUUUUCUAAAUUCUUCUGCUCAUUAAGUAUUUAACAAAAAAGGCUCUUUUUUUGGGAAUAUAAAGUUGGGUUGUAUUUACUGAGGGUUACUGAAAUAGGGAACCCAGGCGCAAAACAAAGACACCCCAGCCUCCUCAACUUGUGUUCAUAAAUAUUGACCAAGAGCUGAAGGCUAAUUCUUUACUGCCUCCAAAGCAGAAGUUUACUGCAACAUAGCUAUUGUUUGCUACCCUUCCAUUUUCCCCAUUCCUAAAACUCCACAUCAUCAAAGUGCAACGUUUCCUUUACAUUGUCUGUCUUACUUUUCCCACCACUUCCCCGACAAAACACAAAACAGAUCAGCAGGUAGUGUAGCGGCUGGUGUAACACUGUUACAGUGCCAGUAACCCAGGUUCACGUUUCCUGCUGUCUGUAAGGAAUUUGUACAUUUUCCCUGUAACUGAAUGGACUUCCUCCCAGUAUUUCAGUUUCCUCCCACAUUCCUAACAUGUAAUUAGGCAUCACUGGCUCUUUGGGCCAGAAGGGCCUGUUAACUUGCUGCAUUUCAAAAUAAAUAAAUUGAAGAGAUUACUUUGAAUGUUUGCACAUGAGCUGACAGUGAACAUAAAUGCUGAUCAGUUCCUUGUUUAAUGAAAAUAAUGGAGCUCCAUUGUUCACCUUAUAUCAACUUGUGAAAAUCAGGUUUGUCCAUCAACAGUAAUGGUCAAACUUGCAGUAGAACUGCAGAGCUGAUAUAUCAGCAUCUAAGAUAGAAAAGAUGUCAACAUUAUAGCUGUAGGGCCCAUAUCUGGUAGUGCAUGAACUUGUACAGUAUAGGAGGAGGCCAUUCUGCCCCUUCAUACCUGUGCCUGUUCUUUUAAAUAGCUACAUUAUUAGUUCUUUCCCCUUGCUGCUGCAAAUUUCUAAGUUCAAAUCAGAACACAGCAGCAUAGAAAAUUCAAUCAAGCUGGUAGCUUGUGAGGUAAAAGCAGGGAAACAAAUGACAAGCUGCUAUAAAAAUUCUGCUAACCACUUCUACCUGCUCUUUCUUACAUUUCAGUCCUGUCUGCCAUACACAGUAUCCUUCGAAGUAGCCUGGCAAACCACAUGUUUGGGCAAUAAAUAUAAUCCUGCAAGCAUUGAAGGAAUUAGUAUUUUUAAAAAAUGACCAGCCUCUAGACCUUGGGCAAGGAAUCAGUUUGCAAACUAAUUUGUAUUUAUUGAAACAGUUUUAUUGAGGCUGUAGAGAGUUGCCUUUCCCUUCUAAAAAUGUCGCUCUCCUAGCAGAAUUUUUAUACCUGGAAUUUCAGUAUCCCUGAAAUAAGUGCACAUUGUAUCUCUGUUGUGCAGCAUUUAAAGCAGGUGUUUGUUUCUCAAUGGGAAAUGAUAACUUUGUAUAGUAGCCAUAAAGUUUCCUUGGUAUGAUGAAGUUGUGUGAAUGUAAUAUAACAGAAUGUAUAUGCAGGGGCAAUUUUAAUUAAAACAAUGAAGGAAAUGUCUACAUUGUGUAAAAAUGAUUGGAACAAAUUUUAAUCUAAUUCAAAAUAAUUAUGAAGUAAUUUACGUGGAAGUUUAUAGACACAGAUACCUAGUUAAAACUAGAUGAAAUUUUGCUUACAGGCCAACUGGGAAAGUUUUAUUAUGCCUUUAUUUUAAAGAGUUUUAAAGAAAAAUAAUUCCUAUGCUCCAAUUUAUAACUGAGGGUUUAAUAAUAUAUGAUAUGACAGAGUUAAUUUGGGGAUGUUUUAUGUAAAGCAUACUUUAUUGAGAGCACAUUGAUCCCACUAUUUCAGUCCAAGUUCUAACCCACAGGUAAUUAAUUAUAGGAGUCAACUGUGGUCCAAAUUAAGAAAUCGGCUUAUGCCUGAAGUGACAGCUUAACUGGUGUCAACAGGUCACUAAAACUCAGCAACUGUUGGGCAACCACUUCUGUUCUGUAAAAUUAAACCAAUAUUGAACUGCACAGCUGAUAUAUCAGCAUCUAAGAUAGAAAUGAUGUCAACAUUAUAGUUGUAGGGCCCAUAUCUGGCAGUGCAUGAACUCGUACAGUACAGGAGGAGGCCGUUCUGCCCCUUCAUUCUUGUGUCUGCUCUUUUAAAUAGCUACAUCAUUAGUUCUAUUCCCCUGCUGCUGCAGAUUUCCCCAAAUACUUAUAUGUAAUUAAUCUUCACAUUAAUUUUCAGAUGGUGUUGACACAUUUGAAUGUAACUAAUUACAUUAAAAAAUCUGCUGGUUAAAGUUCUUGGUCAGGAAAUCUCUAGUGCACGAAUCAGCACCUUUUAUGUCUUUAUGUAGUUUUUUUUUUAAAAUACUUGAAGCACUAAGCAUAAAGAAAGUAGCAGUUUUGGUUUCCAGAAUCUUUACAGUGAGGGUUAGAAUCUGUUAACAAUUAAGCAAAAUGGUGACUUACAGAAACAGUAACAAUUACUUAAGCUUCAAAACUACUGUAUCUGGAAACUACUGCUUUCCAUGUGAAAGAUUAAUUGUAAGCCAGCUCCUUUAAUUUUAAUGCUGAUGUUUAAACUGUUAAGAUCACACUUUCCAUCUCAUUGUAACUUAUGUGCAAAAAUAUGCUUUCAGUUUAAAAUGAGUAUGCAAUCUAAUGUGCUGGCUGAUGUUAAUAUUUCAUUUUUGGAGGAGGCUUGUUUUGUAGGUGGUUACGUGCAAAAUGCUUUAAGUUGUGAACUACACAGCACAUUGCGUAGAAUGAAGUGCAUCCAAAGUUCAGGUGGGUGAUGUUUGCAUUAGGUGAAUGCUUUGGAUCGGAUAUUCAAUACUCUCCCUCUUGGUUUCUUUUUUUCAUUAUGUGAGUAGCCACAGGGAUUGUGGUGACCUCUCACAUUCCAGUGUUCUGGUCUGGACAUGUCUUGUGCAUUCAUGCAUUUAUUACCUGUUGAAGUUUAUUUUUGUUGUGUCUUUGUUGACAGUAUCAUUUGUUUCUUCCAAACUAGUCACCAUGUUUUCAAAUAUCUGUUCUUGCAUAUCGUAUAUUGUAUUUUUCUGUGAAAAUAAAUUCAUUUGAUGAA
This is a messenger RNA of Mobula hypostoma (lesser devil ray), 5112 nucleotides long. Its product is annotated as neural proliferation differentiation and control protein 1-like. NCBI's taxonomy places the organism in Eukaryota, Metazoa, Chordata, Chondrichthyes, Myliobatiformes, Myliobatidae. Bases 157 to 1092 code for a protein of 311 amino acids. The transcript has 9 exons. Gene Ontology annotation, cellular component: membrane. The record is from RefSeq and is a predicted model, not a curated record.